Molecule: messenger RNA, 504 nt
Organism: Cladophialophora yegresii CBS 114405
Lineage: Eukaryota; Fungi; Ascomycota; Eurotiomycetes; Chaetothyriales; Herpotrichiellaceae
Exons: 3
Coding region: 1-504 (167 amino acids)
Biological process (GO): transcription initiation at RNA polymerase II promoter; DNA-templated transcription; positive regulation of translational initiation
Cellular component (GO): P-body; RNA polymerase II, core complex
Molecular function (GO): single-stranded RNA binding; translation initiation factor binding; single-stranded DNA binding
Source: RefSeq, a predicted model, not a curated record
AUGUUCUUCUUGCGAUACCUCGAGCGCGAGAUGAAAAUCCACCCUUCGUUCUUCGCGUCCAAUAUCACGGGAAUCCUCAAGAAUCAACUGUAUGCCGAGUUAGAGGGGAGCUGCAAUGGAGAAUACUACAUUGUCUGCAUCAUGGAUAUCUACAACAUCUCUCCUGGAAAGGUUGUGCCAGGCCUAGGCGAGGCGAUCUACACCAUCCUUUACCGUGCAAUCUUGUGGAAGCCAUUCAAAGGAGAGACGAUCGACUGCGCGGUCAAUUCCGUCAAGCCACAAGGAGCCUUCUGCGAAGCUGGACCUCUGUCGGUGUUUGUCUCCAAACUGCAUAUUCCACCUGAUAUGCGAUACAACCCAGAUGCCACUCCUCCGCAGUAUUCCAAUGACUCCGGCGACGUGAUCGAGAAGGGCUCCGCUAUUCGGGUCAAGCUGAUCGGUUUGCGGAGCGAUGUCAACCACAUCUACGCGAUCGGAAAGAUGUCGUCGCAGUGGUUUGGGUAA